GGCAGCUCCUGCAGGAAAUCCACAGGUCACGAGCCCGAGGUGUCAGCUCUUUGUGAGUGACUGGAUCCAGUGCCACAGGCUGCAGUGGAAACAACACAGCUUCACCCUUGAAUGUGUAAACUCAGUAUGAACCGGAGCAAGCAAAGCAGAUGCUGGAUCUCUUUUUCCAUCUGAGGUUGAGAAAGCUUUUAAGACACUUGGAAAUGUUUCAAUGAAUUUAAUGGAUCACAGCAAUCCCAGGUGGAAAAGCAGGAAUACAGGCGUGCUAAAGAGAAGAGAAUGGAUGAUUCUGUGGUCUGUAAUCAGUCUUCUCAUUAACAUAUUAACGAAGCAGUAGAGACAAAAAAGGGGAAGAUUUCAUCCUCCAAACAAAGGACUUGUCAUGUCUUAUCAUUACAAUGAAGGCUUUGAAAAUCCAGACUACUACUUCUCAGAGACAUUGGAAAUUGAUAGAAGGAGAAGUUCUCAAAACAAUCCCUUCUCUCACCAAACCCCUGAUGAUCCUUCACUUCAUGGUUCCUAUGGAGAGCGCAGUGGAAGAGAGCAGAACUACCCUGUGGCCAUACCAAUGGACUCCAUGAGACCUGGCUCUGGAUACAGAGAGGAUUUACCAAGCAGGAAUCCAAAUGGAAAUUUCACAGACAAUCUUUCCUUUGAGCCUGAGCCAGAACUGGCAUACACCCCAGCUUCUACCUUCCAUCAGCUGGAUUAUCCCUAUACCCACAGAACUUCCAAUGGAUCAGAAGACAGCUUUGUUCGGAGACGGAACAGAAGACCACCUGAUGAGGCCUUUCUGGCUCCCUCCAGCAUGUUUGGAACAGAUCCAGUGGGCAGUGAAGAGAAAGAUUUAAUUGGAAGCCUUGCAAAUAUGUCCACCAGUGAAAGGAUUAAGGCAAUCCAGAAGAUGCCAGGGACCAUGAAAAAAAAGAGAGAGAUCAGAAAUAAAGUUCUUAAAGAAAUAACAGAAAAGUCAAGGCACCGUGGCACUCAACUUUCCUGCUGUACACAGUGUCUGCAGGACACAGCAGUGUCAUUUCGGCGGUUUGGAAACACCAUUUCAGAACAUUUUCACCUGCUGCGGGUGUGGCACAAGACCCUGAAGAUCAUUGGUGCUGAGUUUGGAACGAGUGUUCUUUCUUAUUUUAUUUUCUUGAAGUGGCUGCUAAAUUUUAACAUCUUCUCAUUCCUCAUAAACUUCAGCUUCAUCACAAUUCCUCAGUUUCUUGCAGCAGAACCAAAUAACCUUUCAUUCACGGGUCUGGAGCUGCUCACUGGAGCUGGUUAUUUUCAACAAACAGUACUCUACUAUGGCUUUUACACCAAUGCCACAAUCAGUAAAAUAAAGAACGGUCCAUCUUACAACAUGCAGCUGGCCUAUAUUUUCACUGUUGGAGUACAUUUUGUCAUCUGUUUUCUUAUCUUGUCAUUCAGCAUGGCAAACUCCUUCACCAGGAACUUUAUUAACCCUCAGGCAUACUCUGUGAAUGCCAGCAAACUGCUCUGCACUUGGGACUUCAAUAUAACUAAUGAAAAAGCUGUGAAGCUGAAACAAAAGAAUCUCAGCACACAAAUAAAGGAACACCUCAGUGAAGUAAACAAAGAAGUUGUAAAUUUUUCUGUGACACAGAGAAUUGCUCGUAUUGGUGUUCAUCUUCUUUCCUGGUUUGCUUUUCUGGGAACAGCAGUAGCUGCUUGUGCUGGUGUUUACUUCCUCUCCAUCAAUAACCUUGAGCUGUUUGUGAAAGGGCGUAACAAUGACCUCGAGAGCCAAGCUGCCAUGUUGGUGCUACCUUUGGUUGCAACUCUCCUCAACACAUUCACCCCAUUCUUCUACUCCUGGCUUGGACGCAUGGAGAGGUUUCAGACUCCUGGACAGCAGAUAUAUGUCACUAUUGCCAGAAAUAUCAUCCUGAAAAUCUCUAUUGUUGGAAUACUGUGCUACUACUGGCUUAACAUUGUGUCUGCCUCAGAGUCACAGUGCUGGGAAACUCUGGUUGGCCAGGAUAUCUAUCGUCUUGUUCUAGUUGACUUCAUAUUUUGCUUGCUUGGCUCUUUCUUUGGAGAGUUUUUACGAAGAAUUAUUGGAACUACAGUCUGUGUGAGCCUGGGGCAGCCAGAAUUUGAUAUCGGACGAAAUGUUUUAGAUUUGAUCUAUGCACAGACCUUGACCUGGAUUGGUAUCCUGUUCUCACCUCUGCUGCCUGGUAUCCAGAUGAUAGCAUUUUCUAUAGUAUUUUAUGUGAAAAAGGUCAGCCUGAUGAGGAAUUGCCAGCCCCCUCGCAAAGUCUGGAGAACUGCUCAAAUGACAACAUCCUUCAUGUUCCUACUGUUUUGCCCUUCCUUCCUUGGAGUCCUGUGUGUCAUUGGAGUCAGUGUCUGGAGGUUAAAACCUUCAGAAGGAUGUGGUCCUUUCAGAGGCUUGUCUUCUAUGUAUGCUGCAGUGUCUGAGUGGAUACACACACUGGAACAUUACACUGCCUCAGAAUGGGUUGUGUGGAUCUACCAUAACUUAAUUAAAAGUGAACUUUUCUUCUUCAUCCUCUCUAGCAUUGUACUAAUUAUUGCUUAUCUUUACUGGCAAAUAAUACAAGGAAGAAAGACCAUGACCAAACUCUUACGUAAGCAAAUUAUUAAUGCAGCAAAAGAUAAGAUGUUUUUACUUGAAAAACUAAGGAGACUGCAAAGGGCAAACCGAAAUCCAUCUGCAGUGAGAGGACAAGGCCAGCAGAGAAGCUCCUCUUCAUACCACCCAUCCAGGCAACCUGCCCAGCAAGUGCCAGGCUACCCAGGAGAGGCAUUUGACAGAGACCAAAACACAUCCUACACAGAGUAUCCCUAUUCUGCUGGGAUCUCAAGUGGCACUGACUUCCCACUAGAUGGGGAGCCAGCCCAGCCCAGCAGCAGUGGCAUGUCCGAGGCCGUGGCACUCGCCCUGCGCGCCAGAGAAGCGGCUCAGUGGGACGACGAUGAUGAUGAUGAAGGAUAUUUUCAACCCUGAGCAAGCACAGUCAGUACAACUGAUGGGUGUCCUGCAGAAAGCAACAUUCUUUUGCACUAAUGACUCAAAGAAUCACUCAAACAUAUUUUUACCUCUAAAUGGGACAAUAAACAGAACAAAAUGCAUCCCAACUGCAGUUUGUUGUGACAGGGAAUAUCCUGUGUGAUGGGUUUGUUUUGCAGCAGUGGUAUUCUGGUGACACUCACCUCGAUGCAGUGAGGCUCCCUGCACAGCUGGCCACUUGUUCUUGACUGAAUAUAAGGAAACUUGUGCCUAAUUGUAAAUAAAAGUUAUGGUUUAAAAAUAUUUUUGUAUCAGUUACAUCGUUUAAACUGCUUUUAUCUGAUCUAAACCAAACCUGAUGUAUUGGUUAAAUAAACAUAGAAAGAAAUUAAA
This is a messenger RNA of Corapipo altera (White-ruffed manakin), 3394 nucleotides long. RefSeq names its product transmembrane channel like 5 (gene TMC5). The record is from RefSeq and is a predicted model, not a curated record. NCBI's taxonomy places the organism in Eukaryota, Metazoa, Chordata, Aves, Passeriformes, Pipridae. Gene Ontology annotation, cellular component: plasma membrane. The coding region runs from base 383 to 2998 and encodes 871 amino acids. The transcript has 25 exons. Gene Ontology annotation, molecular function: mechanosensitive monoatomic ion channel activity.